CUUUUCUCCCCGACAACCGUGCUCUCUCUCUCCCAACACCAUCUCCUCUCCAUCAUCCACCAUCCAGCCCCCUCAACCCCUCAACCCCUCAAUCGGCAAUAAGAUCACUCAGUGGCCCCGACCCCUACGAUAGCGACAUAAUGGCCCCCGCCCACCAAGCCAAACGGCCCUACGCUGGCUCCCAACCCCCUAUAACCUCCUACUUCACCCAAUCACCCAGCACCACCUCGCCCCGCACAACCUACUCUGUCUCACAGCUACCGCACGACUCUACCUCCGAGCUUCGCCCUUCUCUCCCGCCCAGCAUCCAGGCCAAUCUCUUAUCGGUUGGCAUGCGUGUCCGCAAAUCUGUUCCUGAAGGCUACAAAACCGGUUCCUAUUCUGCUUUCACUUUAUUUUCCGAUCCAACGCCGACGCCAGAACGGAACCCAGUAAAGAAGAUAACCCCGAGACCUAGGACGAGGGAGUUGGCGCCCUUUUGUGGGAUUAUGAAAGUCGGAGGCCUGGCUCAGCAGCAGUCGGGGGCAUAUGAUGAAGGUGACAGCAGUGCCAUUGACCUUGACUAUGACGACGAGGAUGAGGUUCCGCCGUUAAGCCAAGGUAGCACGAAUAGUGAUGUCAGUGUUGAUGCGCCUGUGGUGAACAAGAGGAGAUUUGAUCUUGAUGAGGAAGAGGAACAGGUGGAUGAUGUACGGGAUGCUGUUACCGUCUUGGGGCAGAGAGUAAUGGCUGUUCCGAGGAGGAGAGGAGCUUCGAAAUUCGGGGCUGGGCUUGCGAUAGUGGGGCAGGAGAAUUCAGAUGCCGAUAUGGAUUUUGAGGAAGCGACCUUCUUGGAUUAUGAUUUGUUGCCAGAGGUGGAGAUGGGUGGUGCUUAGGGAGCGCAUGAGGAGGUUACAUUGUGUAUUAUUGGUUGGGUUUAUAUCCUAAGGGAGGGAUUGGUGAUCUUACACAGCUGGCGUUAGGGAGUUUGCAUUUAGGACAUGCUUGUACGCAUUAUCCGGAACCUGGGGUCUCGGAUAAUGAGCGAGUGCUCAGAUUCUACGCAUGGAAGGAUUUGACACUAAUACAGGUACACCUUCUGACUUGAAGAAUUACAUACCCU
Amorphotheca resinae ATCC 22711 is the source of this 1102-nucleotide messenger RNA. RefSeq lists its product as hypothetical. The transcript has a single exon. Gene Ontology annotation, molecular function: ribonucleoside-diphosphate reductase inhibitor activity. Lineage: Eukaryota; Fungi; Ascomycota; Leotiomycetes; Helotiales; Amorphothecaceae. The record is from RefSeq and is a predicted model, not a curated record. The coding region runs from base 141 to 875 and encodes 244 amino acids. Gene Ontology annotation, cellular component: nucleus; cytoplasm.